UAAACAUUCAUGCAGGAUUAAGGUCACGUUGUUAUCUAAAUCCGAACAGAUUGAAUUUUGUGUAAGAAACCAUUUGAACUGACACGAUUCGGCAUAUAUCAUGGUGUUUCUAACGUUAUCGUGUUGGAUACGUAACCGAGGGCCCGACAGAUAUUGGAAAGUUCAAGAAGUUUUGAAGAAUGCACGGCAUUUUAGGGGAAGGAAGAAUCGGUGUUACAGUUUGGCAGUGCGAGCGGUGCGGAGAGCGUUUGUCUAUGCAACAAAGGCUCGCAAGGCUAAACGACGCAGCAUGCGGACACUGUGGAUAUCUCGUAUAGCUGCUGCUUCUCGGGAGCACGGAAUGAAGUAUCCUGUCCUUAUCAGCAACCUAGUUAAGAGUAGCGUCCAGGUAAAUCGACGUGUUUUGAGUGACCUCGCUGUAACUGAACCACGGUCAUUCCUCUCUCUUGCCAAGCUGGCCAGGGCACGGCAACAAGAAGGGUUCUGCGCUGCCCUGGGUAAUGGCAAAGAGCCCCCUGGUGUCUUCUCUCGCAUCGUUCAGUUACAGUGAUCCAGUAUUGUCUGCCAACCUGUUCCAGUGGACUCCAUGUUUGUGUACCCCAAAGACAGGAUAACUGUUUCAUCCUGUUACAGAUUUUCCUUCCUCAGUAUCCAGCUGAUGUAGACCUCACUAAAUAGCAAUGUCCAGUUUCAUGGGAACCACAAUAUGGAUAGAGUCUAACCUCGUUCAGAGGCGUUUCACAGGAGCCAUGCAGUACCUGAAAAGUUGGGAGGGACAGUGAUUUUGUGAGUUCAGAGGGACAUGACUUGACCUUUUAUUUGUAAUGCCUUGUGUUUGUUUAUGUAAAUAUAUAUAAUUCUUUGUCAAUAAAUGAUGUUUAUCCA
Messenger RNA from Chanos chanos (milkfish), 885 nucleotides. RefSeq names its product mitochondrial ribosomal protein L20 (gene mrpl20). NCBI's taxonomy places the organism in Eukaryota, Metazoa, Chordata, Actinopteri, Gonorynchiformes, Chanidae. Gene Ontology annotation, cellular component: ribosome. The transcript is spliced from 4 exons. The coding region runs from base 101 to 550 and encodes 149 amino acids. Gene Ontology annotation, molecular function: structural constituent of ribosome; rRNA binding. The record is from RefSeq and is a predicted model, not a curated record. Gene Ontology annotation, biological process: translation.